GGGGCUUUAACAACUGAAUCAUAUCAAGAGCAAUGCAGUAAUUUGAUUAUAUCGAAUACAGAUAUUAUUGGUGGUAUUGUAGCUCAACAUCCUAUUCCAGGAUUAAAUAUAUGUUCUUCAAAUAUUUCUUAUUGGGUACCAGGUAUAAAACUUGUGAAUUCUAGUGAUGAUUUAGGUCAAAAUUUCAAUACACCAGAACAGGUGAAGAAACGAUUUACAACGACCACUUCAUCAACAUCAUCACCAUCAUGCUCGAUGAUAAUGAUCGUCGGUCGAGGAAUAAUUGAGUCAGAGAAUAUUCGUGAAGAAGCUGUAAAAUAUCGUUUAGCAUCUAUUCAAUAAAUCUAUGAAUGAACAGAUGUCAUGAUAGAUAGAAUCAUGAAAGUUAAUGCUACAAAUUCUGAUUAUUUUUCUAGAUUACAGUGAUCAGAUUUUCAGAAGAUCGAUUCAAGUAUUUUUCCAAAAAAUUGUUGUGAAUAUUAUCACGAAAUUAAAAAAGA
This is a messenger RNA of Schistosoma turkestanicum, 500 nucleotides long. NCBI's taxonomy places the organism in Eukaryota, Metazoa, Platyhelminthes, Trematoda, Strigeidida, Schistosomatidae. The record is from the annotation of a GenBank genome assembly.